AUGAAGCUUCAACCCCAGUUACCUCCUCCACGUCUCACCAGGCCAAAGAGAAUUGGUACAUUCCGCAUUUCCCAUGAGCAGAGCAUUCGGGCGUACUUCAAUGACAUGCGAUAUUUCAUGACUCUUAGCAUCCAUCCUCCUUCGAUUGGAUCUAUUAUAUGGAGCAUAUUCUGGCAGCCAGACAUCGAUUGCAAUCUAGUCAGUCCGUGGCUCGCAUCUGUCUUGGAUACGCUCGAGCCAGUAAUCAAGCAGAAACGAGUCGAAGUCUUAGUAAAGACCUUUCUUUCCCGCCGACCUCGGGUUGCUAUUUGGUGGAUGGCUCUUUUCUUGCUUGGCGACAUGGCUGUCCUUGACUGGAUACAACAAUAUGCAUUGAAAAUAGAAGAGAAAUAUGCCUUCGGAUCGCUAUCGCCACCGGACCCAAUGGUGUCUGCUUGGAUAGGAUCCAAACAGUCAUUCUUACAUUUCGAAAAGGAUUCUCUUUAUCCUGAACUGGAUGAUUUGGUGUCUAGAGCCGACCUGCUUCGCUGCCGAUUCGAUCUCAAGCUUCAGGAUUCGGCUGGCUUGAAUUUAUCAUGGCAGCCCCUUGGACACAUACAGAAGAAGCAAGUUGAACUUGAGCUUUGGCCACAACUCGAAACCAAGUAUAGCCGCAGUUAUCACUCAUUCGCGUGGUAUGUUAAUAAAAUGCAGACAAUCUCCGACAAGGGCUUUCGAGUUUGUACUAGGCGAAAUGUGCAGAACGUUCCCGACAACCUGGAAAUAGUCAUCUCAUCUAUCGAUUGCCCAGAGGACACCGGCCAAUCUAUCAGGGUCCGACCGUCGAAAGCUUCUACUCUCAGGAUGACGUCUUUCCUGGUAGAAGACACCGCAGGUUUUCGUGAUUGGGCAAAUGCCAAUCUGCAGGGAGAGCGUGAGAAACUGAGCUGGCUGUGCGACUGGGAAGGCGUCGAUAGCAUCGAUGGGGUAACGAUGGAGGGCGACGGGGAACCUGCUAAGCCUCCAUCGUGGUUUCUUGAGGAAUGGAUUGGGGAUAAAUAUUACUAG
Fusarium subglutinans is the source of this 1047-nucleotide messenger RNA. RefSeq lists its product as uncharacterized. Bases 1 to 1047 code for a protein of 348 amino acids. NCBI's taxonomy places the organism in Eukaryota, Fungi, Ascomycota, Sordariomycetes, Hypocreales, Nectriaceae. The transcript has a single exon. The record is from RefSeq and is a predicted model, not a curated record.